CAUUCGCUAGGCCGGGAAACCUACAAAUCCCGGGAAUGCACAGGCGACGCCCGCCGCCACUGUAAGUGCGCAUCAAGGGUCGGAGUGGCGCCCGGGUGUGACGUCACAGACCACGCCCACGCCCGCCAUAGGCCGCACCCCCUCGAGCGGAAGACGUAGGCUUUUUACCGGCUCCGGCUCUGCUAGAUUCCUAGGAGCCCGCCAGGUCUUCUCCCUGAGAACGCCUGAGGAGCCUCCCGGCCCCGUGUCCCGCCGUGGUCGAGCCAGUGCUGCCGGCCGCCUGUCCACCCGGCAUUUGGGCGCUACAUGCCGCAGCCGCAGUCCUGACUGCGGCGUUGGAAAAACAGAGACCCAGCGAGCCCGGAGAGUGCGACCCCUCUCCCGGCGCGGCGAACCCGGGCUUGAGCGGAGCCGCGGAAGGAUGGCAGCCUCUGGGGUGGAGAAGAGCAGUAAGAAGAAGACCGAGAAGAAACUUGCCGCUCGAGAAGAAGCUAAAUUGUUGGCAGGGUUCAUGGGCGUCAUGAACAACAUGCGGAAACAGAAAACACUAUGUGAUGUGAUCCUCAUGGUCCAGGAAAGAAAGAUACCUGCUCAUCGUGUUGUCCUUGCUGCAGCCAGUCAUUUUUUUAACUUAAUGUUCACAACUAACAUGCUUGAAUCGAAGUCUUUUGAAGUAGAACUCAAAGAUGCUGAACCAGAUAUUAUUGAACAACUUGUGGAAUUUGCUUAUACUGCUAGAAUUUCUGUGAAUAGCAACAACGUUCAGUCUUUGUUAGAUGCAGCAAACCAGUAUCAGAUUGAACCUGUGAAGAAAAUGUGUGUUGAUUUUUUGAAAGAACAAGUUGAUGCUUCAAAUUGUCUUGGACAAAGGUUGAAUGCCUUGGCUUUGGGGCAUUGCCUGAGUUUAGGUAUAAGUGUGCUUGCAGAGUGUCUGGAUUGUCCUGAAUUGAAAGCAACAGCAGAUGACUUUAUUCAUCAGCAUUUUACUGAAGUUUACAAAACCGAUGAAUUUCUACAACUUGAUGUCAAGCGAGUAACACAUCUUCUUAACCAGGACACUCUGACUGUGAGAGCAGAGGAUCAGGUAUAUGAUGCUGCAGUCAGGUGGUUGAAAUACGAUGAACCCAAUCGCCAGCCAUUUAUGGUUGAUAUCCUUGCUAAAGUCAGGUUUCCACUUAUAUCAAAGAAUUUCUUAAGUAAAACGGUACAAGCUGAACCACUUAUUCAAGACAAUCCUGAAUGCCUUAAGAUGGUGAUAAGUGGAAUGAGGUACCAUCUGCUAUCUCCAGAGGAUCGAGAAGAACUUGUAGAUGGCACAAGGCCUAGAAGAAAGAAACAUGAUUACCGCAUAGCCUUAUUUGGAGGUUCCCAGCCACAGUCUUGUAGAUAUUUUAACCCAAAGGAUUAUAGCUGGACAGAUAUCCGCUGCCCCUUUGAAAAGCGAAGAGAUGCAGCAUGCGUAUUUUGGGACAAUGUAGUGUACAUUUUGGGUGGCUCUCAGCUUUUCCCCAUAAAACGAAUGGACUGCUACAAUGUAGUGAAGGACAGCUGGUACUCUAAGCUGGGUCCUCCAACACCUCGAGACAGCCUUGCUGCCUGUGCUGCGGAGGGCAAAAUUUAUACCUCUGGAGGCUCAGAAGUAGGAAACUCAGCUCUGUAUUUAUUUGAGUGCUAUGACACCAGAACAGAAAGCUGGCACACGAAGCCCAGCAUGCUAACUCAGCGCUGCAGCCACGGGAUGGUGGAAGCCAAUGGCCUGAUCUAUGUUUGCGGUGGGAGCUUAGGGAACAAUGUGUCUGGGAGAGUGCUUAAUUCCUGUGAAGUUUAUGAUCCUGCCACAGAAACAUGGACUGAGCUGUGCCCAAUGAUUGAGGCCAGGAAGAAUCACGGGCUGGUAUUUGUAAAAGACAAGAUAUUUGCUGUGGGUGGUCAGAAUGGAUUAGGUGGCCUGGACAAUGUGGAGUAUUAUGAUAUAAAAUCAAAUGAAUGGAAGAUGGUCUCACCAAUGCCAUGGAAGGGCGUGACAGUGAAGUGUGCAGCAGUUGGCUCCAUCGUUUAUGUCUUGGCUGGUUUUCAAGGUGUAGGCCGAUUAGGACACAUCCUCGAAUACAACACUGAAACAGACAAAUGGGUGGCCAAUUCCAAAGUCCGUGCUUUCCCAGUCACAAGUUGUUUGAUUUGUGUUGUUGAUACUUGUGGAGCAAAUGAAGAAACCCUUGAAACAUGAAAAAUGAGUAGACUUCAAGACUCAUCAAGACUCAAAAAUAUGACCUCAGAGCUUUGUUCCAAAAGUUUGGUUACAAAGUUCGAUUUGGUGUUUUGGUGAAGGAAGUUUAAAAUGAGUGAAAUAAGACCCCUAUCAUAUAACCCUUCCUCCCUUCCCCAGUGCUGGAGAUU
Messenger RNA from Fukomys damarensis (Damara mole-rat), 2397 nucleotides. RefSeq names its product kelch like family member 7 (gene Klhl7). Gene Ontology annotation, cellular component: Cul3-RING ubiquitin ligase complex. Gene Ontology annotation, biological process: protein ubiquitination. The transcript has 12 exons. The coding region runs from base 422 to 2227 and encodes 601 amino acids. NCBI's taxonomy places the organism in Eukaryota, Metazoa, Chordata, Mammalia, Rodentia, Bathyergidae. Gene Ontology annotation, molecular function: protein binding. The record is from RefSeq and is a predicted model, not a curated record.